Nasonia vitripennis (jewel wasp) is the source of this 9354-nucleotide messenger RNA. RefSeq names its product synaptotagmin 1 (gene Syt1). Gene Ontology annotation, molecular function: calcium-dependent phospholipid binding; phosphatidylserine binding; clathrin binding. The transcript is spliced from 10 exons. Gene Ontology annotation, biological process: synaptic vesicle endocytosis; regulation of dopamine secretion; calcium ion-regulated exocytosis of neurotransmitter. Gene Ontology annotation, cellular component: axon; dense core granule; synaptic vesicle membrane. The record is from RefSeq and is a predicted model, not a curated record. Bases 620 to 1981 code for a protein of 453 amino acids. Lineage: Eukaryota; Metazoa; Arthropoda; Insecta; Hymenoptera; Pteromalidae.
GACCGCAAUCUCGGUCGGUCGGACAGUCUGCAUGGAAAUGCGGUGGCGUGAGCGUGAUACGCGCGCGAGAUUAAAUUAGCAAAAUUUACACUUGAGAAACGUUUACGGUUUAUUUAAGAAUCAAAAUACAACACAACCGAGGGCUGAAUCAUAGCGCUUGCUUGACUUGAUCUUCUCUCUUCCGAAGCAUCAGCUGUCCUCGGGCGCCCCUCCUCCGCAGAUGUGGCGGGUGGCUGUCAAGUUAGCUUUUUAUCUCUUCUUCAAAAAGCGAUACUUAGCGUAAAAGUGAAGCAUCUGAAAGCGAUAUCUGGAUUGGGGCUAUUUUAUUGAAACGACGCUGAAUUUGAACAUUCUAACCUUAAAACUGAGAACGCCCGGCGCAAACUUGAAUUCACUCAGUGUUACAACAAUGUCAACAAGUAAGGUUAAGGGCUUACAAUAAUUAGACAAGUGAAAGAGUCUUUAUUUGCAUUGAUGUGGGUGAUGGUGAUAGAAAAAUUGUUUUAGUGAUUUUUAUUAGACUGAUGACGGGGAUUGUGAUUGUGAGCGUUUCUGGAUCUCGGCUCUGGUUUGCUUUUCGGUGAUUUAUUGGUCAGCUGCAUCUCUUCUCUGAAACAAAAUGCCUUCGUUGGUAAAGAGACAGGCGCCGAAGCCGAGCGAGGAGACGCCGCCGAUCUCGACGACUGUCAGUAGUCAACCUCUAAACCUGACGACGAUAAGAUCGGUCACGAAUGUCGACGAAACGGCGGGAUCCGCAAAGAUUGAUAAUGAGCUUGUUGAAGCAGUCAUGACGACGGAAACGGAAAGCAUCACCACUACCACGGCAAAGUCGCUGGAGGAAAAGAUGGGGAAGAGCGUCGAAAAACUAGCCGCUGAGGCUGGUCUACCCACGUGGGGUCUCGUUGCUAUUUUGAUAGCGGUGGCCAUAAUCGUGCUCGGAUUCUGCGGCUUCUGCAUAAGAAGAUGCUUCCGCAAGCGGCGCUCCAAGGACGGCAAGAAGGGCCUGAAGGGCGCGGUGGAUCUGAAAUCUGUCCAGCUGCUGGGCAGCACGUACAAGGACAAGGUUCAGCCGGACAUGGAGGAGCUGACCGACAACGCCGAGGAGCCCGACGAGGCCGAGAGCAAGCAGAGCGAAGUCAAGCUCGGCAGGCUUCAGUACAAGCUGGAAUACGACUUCAACUCGAACAGCCUGGCGGUGACCGUGAUAAAGGCCGAGGAGCUUCCGGCCCUCGACAUGGGCGGCACCUCCGAUCCUUACGUCAAGGUGUACCUGCUGCCCGACAAGAAGAAGAAGUUCGAGACGAAGGUCCACAGGAAGACGCUCAAUCCCGAGUUCAACGAGACCUUCACGUUUAAGGGUGUGCCGUACGCCGACGCGAUGAACAAGACGCUGGUCUUCGCCAUCUUCGACUUUGACAGAUUCUCGAAACACGACCAAAUCGGCGAAGUCAAGGUACCGCUCUGCCAGGUCGACUUGGCGCAGACGAUCGAGGAAUGGCGAGAGCUACAGAGCGUCGAGGGCGAGGGUGGACAGGACAACAAACUCGGUGACAUCUGCUUCUCCCUUCGAUACGUCCCGACAGCCGGCAAGUUGACCGUCGUCAUUCUCGAGGCCAAGAACCUGAAGAAGAUGGACGUCGGCGGUCUAUCCGAUCCCUACGUCAAGAUCGCGCUCAUGCAGAACGGCAAACGACUGAAGAAGAAGAAGACGUCCAUCAAAAAGUGCACUCUUAAUCCGUACUACAACGAAUCCUUCACCUUUGAAGUACCCUUCGAACAAAUUCAGAAAGUGAACCUGAUGGUCACCGUGGUGGACUACGAUCGCAUCGGUACGUCCGAGCCCAUCGGCAAAGUCAUCCUCGGCUACAACGCGAGCGGCACGGAACUCAGACACUGGUCGGACAUGCUGGCAUCGCCGAGGCGCCCGAUCGCCCAGUGGCACACGCUCAAAGAUCCCGAAGACGGAGACAAGAAGGACUAAGGAGAUUCCGAAUCGUACUAAGGGAAGCAAAGACUUCGAUUGAUCGAAGACACACGAGAGAAAGAAAGAAAAAUAAAAGAAAGGGACAAACAAACAAACAACAAUAAACAAACAAACAAAGAAAAAAAACCAAAUACCACCAAGAAAGAGUUAGCGUUAACGAUAUGUUCUCAUGGAGUGUAGUGUCUUGUAUAUACACAUACUAUAUCAGCUAUACUUCUCUCUGUAGACGUAACGGUUUAUGAGUUUAAAAUAUGAUUAUUGAAAGAGGAAACAAAUGAUAACAAAAACAAACAACUUAAGUAAGAAAUCGCGACGCGUCCUUUAAACGAAGACACGAACACGCAAAACGCAUUGCAAACCUACGCAUUCCAAAGAGCUUUUUCAUAUAAUAUAUAUAAUACAUGAUAUUAUGAUCGCUAUAUAUCCAUACGAUAUACCUUACUUUAUUAUUUUUAUUCACCUUUCGGUUCGGCGACGAAAGAUACAUAAGAUAUACUUACAAGCAGACUAAGAACAAGAGAGAUCGCAAAAACUGAAAAAAAAGAAAAAAAUGAUGAAAAGCCUCGUUAUAUGAUAAAAAAAAUUAAGAAUGAAGUUUCCCAGCUGUAUUUUGCCUGUACAAAAUAAAAUCUACGGGAUGAAAAAAGAAAUAUUAAAGAAAAAAAAAUAACCACCAAACAAAGACUCGUCUAUGUUCGUCAUUCUCAAACGUCCUUCCUUAAGCAGCAACGUUUCUUUACGUUACAUUACAACAUAUACUUCCCCAUAAACCGCGUUCUCCGAGAUUCAACUUUUUUUCUCUUUCCUCCUGUAGAAGCGAAGGAUCAAUGCUUUUGUCUGCGCUGUCUUCGUUGCAAUACACACCCACGCAGCCACGAUUAUUACAAUAAAAAGAUAACGGACAGAUCGACUAAAAUAUGAAUGACAAAAAAAAACGUGAAAAAGAAAGGAUUAAAAAAAAAUAGUAGAGAAAAAAAACUUACGCUACACUCGCCCAGGGCGUUCGCGCGUCUUCAAAGCGAUUUUGUCGACAAUAUAUAUACAUAUAUUAUAUAUUUGCUUCUCGUAUAAGCGACAAAGCGCCGUUACGCUGUGCUGCGCCUCGCGACGCAUCGGGUCCUUGGAGCCGUAUAAGCGAAUUUCACGUUUUGAAAGAAAAACACAUACACCCGCGCUAUAUGUGCACAUAAACGACGACGACGAGCAUCGUUCGUAUAAACGACGGAGUAACGAGGGAAGAACAAAGCUUCAUGGGUCCCAAGGGAUUCUUACAGCCGCGGAUCGUCGACAAAGAGAAACAAUUAUCAUACCUAUAUAACAUGAGCACUGGCCUACCCUACAUUCGACGCGAAAAGUCGCCGCGAACGAUGCGCCGCCGUCUGAAAUUGAAGUGAAAAGUAGCGAAUGUUUGCUUAAAAUAUUACCUACGUACGUGUAUAUAUAUAUAUAUAUAUAUAUAUAUAUAUAUAUAUAGCUACUUGUGCAUACCGUUGCGUCGCAGCGCCAAGCGUUCGGCGAUCGAUCGGCCUGUAAAUUUCGCGCGCUCGUGCAAAGCUCAGUUGUUGUCUUCUGUCGAAAAAACGUAGGACAGAAACGGAUGGCGUACGUAUAUCGGAGGCGUGUAUUAGAUGACUUUUUACGCCCUUUCAUACAUGUAUCCUGCGUUUCUGCUAGAUUUUUUCCAGAUAAUGUAUUAAUGAACCAUGGCGUUUCAAUGAAGAAUUGCAUAUAGAGUUAUUCUUAUUAUUAUUAUUAUUAUUAUUAUUAUUAUAAUCGACAAGGAUGAAAAUGGAAGAGCCCUGAUUGAUAUAUCGACGACGUAUUUACGUGUGUACGUAUCUAUGGCGCAUUGAUCAUUAUUAUAUACCUGAUAUAUAAUAAACUUCUUUGUUAUUAUAAAAGAAAAAAAGUCACGAAAGAGAUAAAUGAGAAAAAAAGGUUAUAUAUUUAAUUGUAUUAAGACGAAAGAUAAAACAAAAAAAGGUGUAUACUUUAACGUGUUGCUGGUAUUAUUGUAAGUUACAUGACUUGAGAAAAUCUAUUAUAUUUGCGAGAAAGAUAGAGCGCGAGAGUUUGUUUGUUUGAGAGAUCGAGCGAGUGCGAGAUGAUUAUAUUAAAAAUACUGAUAUAUGGAGAUUAAAAAAAAAUAAGAAGAAGAAAUGACGAGUAUGAUAGACUCAUCAUCUAUACUAUAUAUAAAAAAUAUAUAUAAUAAAGUACCGCUUGUUCAAAGAAAAAUGAAAAAAUGAAAAAUUCCGUUUCUCGAGCUGAUCCAUCUCUCGUAUCGCUUAUAUAUUAUUAUUACAUCCGAUAUACAUACCAUUGUAAGUGCGAAGUGUGUAUAUUUUUCUCCGACUCUGCCAUGUAGCACAUGAUUAUCGCUUUCACGACAUUUGAUUCAUGAUAUAUAGCGCGCGCACACAUCACACAUAUACUGUCAGUCCCGCAUUUCCACACGUUCGCCAUACCGAUAUAUACACGUACUAUAUAUUUAUAUAUAUCCUCUCGUUUUAUUGUCUCGAUCGUCUCGACGUAUACAGUAGAUUUGUUACGAAGGCGCAUUUGAUCUGUGUAAAUAAGUCCUGCCUCCCCUGCUGCCCCCCUUGAACGCCCGUCAAGAUUAACUCACUCGAACUGCUAUAUUGAAACUUGUGUCUGGAUUGUUACAUUAUAAUUAUAAUAUUCUUGGAUGUUUCGCGACGACGCAAGAGAGCGUCGACGUUAUAUUACAUUGUAUAUCGUAUAUACACGUUGCUGAGUUACGUCUAUAAGUUUGAUUCUCUGCUCUCUCUCUCUCUCUCUCUCUCUCUCCUCUGUAUACGUUGUACGAAUUUGUUUGCGAGCGAAUGUGAGAUCUCUCUCCUUGUGUUUUGUUUUCUCAGCGAUGCGAGAGCGACUCGAUUCUUUGAUUUGCGUUUUUCGAAAUCCGCUAUAUAUGAACUAUCUUAUAUUGUUAUAGGUAUAUAUUAUUAUUAUGAUUGAGAUGCAAAAAAAGACGUUAUCAUGUCGCGCAGUUGAGAUAUAUGCAAGCAUAUAUCUCGGAACCCUUGUAAUAUAUAAAUUGAAGGAAGCACAUCUGUAUAAUUUUAGACUUUGCUAUAUACGUAGGGGUAUACAACUCAGUCAGUCGUGAACAAUCGAUUUCCAUGAAUAUAUAUCUCACUCUCUAUCACGUAUUGUGUCCGGUUACAUUAUAAAGAUUAUAUAAGAAAAAUGGCCUUUCUUAAAAAACGCGACGCAUCUUUCAUGAACCCGCACACACAUGUACACCAGCAUACUUUCACACACGCGUUAUAAUAUUAUACUCAUUUCUCGAGGCGAGGCUAUAAGAAAGAUUGUUAUAUACCAGUAGAGAGUGCGAUUGUCCAGUGUGCUGAAAAAAAGAAGAAUCGAAACAAAAGGAUAAUAUAUAGGUAUAAUAUAUAGGAUACAUAAAGUAGAGAAGAGGAUGUGUGAUCGGUACCUGCAUCAAAGCUUCGUCCGGUGUACAUUAGCGUGUCACUUGCGUUUCUUCUGUCCGUUACCGUUGAUUUCCGAGUUAUCGAUCGUUAUAUAUUUCUAUAUAUUAUAAAUAUCAAAGUAAACGUAAAUAUAUCACACGCCAUAAACACACACGCGCGCGAUAAGAGUAUUGUAAGGUUUUCCGAGAGGCACACAAUGCACGCAUCAAAGUCGGUAAUCGAGAGAAACAAAUUAUAUAUAUAUCCCAUGCAGAGAUGAUCGUUAUACGCUAAACACGAGAGGAACAAGGAAAGAGUCCUUCGAGUCGGUGUACCUACGUACGCGUUUGAAAAUUUUCGCGCGAAAGUUCAAGGAGGACGUCGUUGCAUCGGCUUUAAUAUACCGAUAAAAAAUGAGCAGACACGACGGCAGGGAGUAACUACCGACGAAGAAUUCAGUGAAAAAAUAAAAAACAUAUGAUAUUAUUACGUAAGGCACGUGCACGUCACCAUUACCACAUCACCGCAUAUGAACACACAGUCACACUACACACUAUGUCACCGAGAGAAUCACACAGGAAUCACCAUAUACCUCACGCUAUCACGUAUCAAGUAUAUAUAGCGAGUCUAUAGAGAAUAGAGAAAGAAAGCUGGGGUUAAAAGAGGAAAACCGAAAAAUACACACAAGUACAGUAUAGUAGUUGACAGAUUUUAGAAUUUUAAACGAUGCAACGCGCGCGGAUCAUCAUCAGCUUUCUUAUAUACAAUCUCGAUUCGCGAGGCUCGACGACGACGCGGUGUGUGCAGCUCUCCUACAAUUAUGUCGGUUUUACGCGCAGGCGAGAUGACUUUUUUCACGUUGAAUAUUUAUAGAUUUGUUGAGACUUAUAUGAUAUAUACAAAACGACGUACAGUCGUCGUCGAGCGUCGCGUUGUCGCGAAUGAUAAGAGUUCAGUCCGCGAUACGAUAGGGAAAUACCGCGUAUAAAUAUUUAAAUAUUCAAGCAUACUCCAGCGAACGCAGAAGCUCUUGGCAAGAUUUGCGCUUUUUUAAAGAAACGAAAUCAAGGGAAUCAACAAAAAUAAACAUGUAAUCUUCCGAUCAUCAUGACCAAUUAAUACAGCGAGGUAUACAUGUAUAGUAUACGGAGAGCGAACGGGAUUACGUGGACGUAAACGGGAGGGAAGAUUUAUACCAGAACAUGUAGCAUGCCGCGCUCACUCUCUCACUCUCUCUCUCGUUAUAUACAGUACACACAUAUGAUAGAUAUGGUAAACACGUAGAUCAAGCUGAUGCAGCAGCGCGUAUAUGAUAUCGUGUAAGUUAAAGUAUGUAAGCUACUAAGAACUCGUAUAUGACUAUGUAGUCGCUUAUAAAAUCGGCAUUUCUUUGCAGAAAGAGAAUAGAAAGAACGACAGCACCGUACGCACUGCAUCGCACCCAUUGUACCCGCACGUCGCACACGUUUACACAUACAUUACAUACGACACACACGCAUCAGGCAUAUUCGCAUCACGUCGCGUCAUUCGUUCGAAAUAUAUACAGGUGUGCGGAAGCGCCAAAAGGAAUCUGACGAAACUCGUCGCGCAAAGGAGCGUACUCGAAUGUGACGAGAGGAUAAAUCGGGAGAGAAUAACUCAACAACACAACACCACGUGCCUAAAUAAUAAUAUACCUCGAUGCCUGUGCACUUUGUUUUCGUUUCGGAGAGAUGAUGGCUCGAUAUGUGCGUUUGUCUAUAGAGAGAUUAGCUCGUGUGUAUCGCCGAAUUCUCAGGGAGUUCCGAAUUAGAUCGUCUAUUCGUACGUAGAUUUUCUUCUUUGCGGUAUCUCGCGUUUUCAGUUUUUUCCACGCGGAGAGCGACAGCUAAUUGUAAUUAUACUUUGGAGAUGCUCGACCGAAAACAAAAGACUCGGGGAAAGAAAGUGUUCGACUGACUAUAAACGUGCGCGCGUGUAAAAUAAGCAUCGAAAAAUCUCGCCCAUGUACAAACAAUCAAUCAAUCAAUCGAUCGAUCGAUCAAUCAAUCACCCUCUCAUGCUCGCCCUUAUCACAGCAGAGUAUAGCACCAUACAAGGCCUGCUCGACGUCGAGGGAGUCCCUUUUGUUAUUUCGAGUACGCUCCGAAAAGUCAUAGUAUGUGAAACGCCGCAUCGCACUUUUUUACUUGCGCCCAAACGCUGCUGCUUAUAUCUCCGUUCGUUAUCGAUUAUUAUACACACAUACAAACACACACAUACUCGCAGACGCGCUCAAGAUUCGUCGUUAAUGAUUUAUCAUCGAGAGUUUCGUUGCAAAUAUAGUAUCUUCGAGUCUCUCAAGCUGUCUUAUCGAAGUGCAAUAAAAUCUUGAUUGUAAUUGUAUUACUACAAUAACGAAAAAUCAGUAAAAAAAUAGAUACCUUACAGACGCGUAUAUUAGACAAAGCUAAAAAUUGUUAUCUAUAUAGGUGUUCGUUUUUCGUGAAACUUUUCGAUGGUACACACACACACACACACACACACUUAUUGAAGUUUUGAAGAAAAAUAAAAUUAUAAUACAAUUACGCUGCUUCGAUCGAAUACGUAUAAUAUAUAAUUACACGUUAUAUGAAAUAUAUAGAUGUCACAGCCGCGAUAUAUUGCGCCUUUUUUAUCAGAGCGUAUAAAAAUUGAGACCUGCACCCGCAGCAACGUUAUAAAGCUCUCUGUAUAUGCGCGCGUUAUUACGAUAUAUAACUCUCUCUGCGAGCGCGAGGCAUUUUAUAAACGAAAAUCACGCAUUUUUCUCGUCAGGAUUUCGUUCGCGCCCCGCAUAAAACACCCGCACACCCACACAUACGAACACGUCGCAUCAGGGAAACAGACAAAAAAAAGAAUAAUGACGGAUGUAAUAAUAGCCAACGACCCCACCGAUGAUAUACAAGAUAAUAAACAUACCGCGAGUCGACCUGCAUGUAAAAUACUCGAUAAGUUUACUUCGAACCAAAAAAAGACACACGAUAUAUACUAUAUAUCCCCUGUUAAUAUAUACAACGUAUUCGCUAUAGCCGUGUACCGUUAUGCAAAGCAAAAUCAUGUGGAUCGGCAGUUAAAACACUCACAGGCGUGCACACACACACACCAAAAACGGUAACAAUAGCCGAGCGAGAACGUAUGUAGCUAGACGUUUACGACACACACUGGAGAAAAGGAGCUACUGUACUGCAGCACACGUGGUUUUCGUUGAACUUCGCCUAUUCUUUCUGUGAAACGCGUUCAAUCAAUUUGACAAUUAUCACUUACCCAAGUUUCGAUUCCCAUCCGAAGAACUUUACGUACACUUUUUCGUUUAUUUCUAACUAUUCGCGUCGUGAUGCAGUAGAGUAGCUCGUCCGCGAAUAUUCUAAAGGCGAUUGAGGAGACACUUGUGUAUCAGAGCGUGCGAUUCACCCCCGAGAGCGACGUCCUCUGAUUUGCUUGAUAAUAAUAAUAGGAAGUUUCACAAUUGCAUAUGUGCUUCGUUAAAAGCUCUCCGUGCGAUUAUGCACGACGCCCGGUUCUCCGUCGUGUGCGUGGACUCGCGCGAGCGAUCGACAUGUUAGAGGAAACAAACAAAUCCCCCCUCUCCCCCCCCCCCGCCCUUACUACGUAUCACGAGCAACUAUUAUGCGCAUAUUCCUAUCUAUGUUAUCGAAUUCUCGAAGAGGAGAGAAGAGGACGGUUGAGGAUGUGUUGGGAUGACGAAGACGAUGAUGACGAUGUGGAGAGAGCAAAAGCGGAAAACAAUGCAAGAGAGACGCCCCCACACCCCCCAAAGCUUGCCGAGAGACGAAGGAUGUGUAUCAACCAAAUCUUGUAAUCAUUCCAUUACGUACUGUAUUAAGGAUUAGCGCGAACGAUGUAUUGUAAAUCCAUAGAAGUUAUUAUUAUAUCAUAAUUAUUAUGUAAUAAAUAUUGUUGUUAACAUAA